Messenger RNA from Limulus polyphemus (Atlantic horseshoe crab), 1804 nucleotides. RefSeq names its product ferrochelatase, mitochondrial-like (gene FeCH). Bases 36 to 1301 code for a protein of 421 amino acids. The transcript is spliced from 11 exons. Gene Ontology annotation, biological process: heme biosynthetic process. NCBI's taxonomy places the organism in Eukaryota, Metazoa, Arthropoda, Merostomata, Xiphosura, Limulidae. Gene Ontology annotation, molecular function: protoporphyrin ferrochelatase activity. The record is from RefSeq and is a predicted model, not a curated record.
UACACGAAGCUCUGUGUAUGAUCAUAACAUAAGUUAUGGCUGCUGUUACUAUUAGUGUUGGGCGCAGAAGUUUGUAUUUGUGGAAUAGUAUUUGGAGAUAUGGAAAAUCAUUGUGUUGGGCUGGAUUUGGAGGAAGGAGGACAGUAUCUACAUCGAAUCAUUUCAUGAAAGCGGAAGAAACAUCACAAUCACCAACUGAAACAACUCAAGAAUUAAAAAAUAAAAAGGUAAAGACAGGAAUCUUGAUGCUAAAUAUGGGAGGACCAAGUAGUCUUGAUGAAGUAGGAGGUUUUUUAGAACGUCUCUUUUUAGAUAAAGAUAUAAUUUCACUUCCUGUUCAAUGGAAGCUAGGUCCUGCAAUAGCUAGACGUAGAACUCCGAAGAUCCAAGAAAAAUAUCGGGAAAUAGGUGGGGGAUCACCAAUAAAAUUGUGGACUGAGAAACAAGGCAAACAAAUGGUAGAACUGUUGGAUAAAGUGUGUCCUGAAACAGCUCCUCACCAAUACUAUAUUGGCUUCAGAUAUGCCUCUCCAUUAACUGAAGAUGUGUUAGAACAAAUGGAAAGAGAUGGAGUGCAAAGAGCUGUUGCUUUUUCUCAGUAUCCACAAUACAGCUGUAGUACCAGUGGUAGUAGUUUCAAUGCCAUUUAUAGACAUUAUGCUAAACGAGGAGAACCAACUAGAAUGAAAUGGUCUUUUCUGGACAGGUGGCCUACUCAUCCUGGUUUAAUUCAGGCUUUUGCAGAGAUGAUAAAAGAUGAAAUAAAGAAGUUUCCUAGUGAUGUCAGCGAUGAUAUUGUGAUUCUUUUCUCGGCACAUUCUCUUCCUAUGAAGGUAGUCAACCGUGGUGAUCCUUAUCCGGCUGAGGUAGCUGCAACAGUUUCCAGAGUUAUGGAAUUAUUAAGGUGGAGUCACCCUUACAGACUUGUGUGGCAGUCGAAGGUUGGGCCAAUUCCAUGGCUGGGACCACAGACUGAUAAAGCUAUGAGAGGGUUUGUUAACAAUGGCCAUAAGAACUUUCUUAUGGUGCCAAUUACUUUUGUGAAUGAACAUAUAGAGACAUUACACGAAAUGGAUAUUGAGUAUGGUCAGGAACUGGCAGAAGAGCUAGGAGUAUUAAACUUCCGAAGGGUAGCAGCACCUAAUGACAAUCCAGUGUUUAUACAAGCUUUGGUUGAAAUUGUAAAAAAUCAUCUAGUGUCAGGAGAACUAUGCUCUCAACAGCUUAAAAUACUGUGUCCAAUGUGUGUGAAUCCCGUUUGUCUUCAGGUGCGGAAUUGGAUAUUAUCUACGAGUAACUGAUGCAGUGAUUUACGGCAAAUGUUAUUUUACUGUUAUAGGCACAUUUUAGAUGGUAAUCUCAUCAAAGGAAAAAGCGUACUAAGUUUAAUAUAAUAUGCAAAACAAGCUUUUGAAUUUUAGAAUAAAUUUAUGUUUGAAAAGUUUUUUUAUAUCUUGAGUUAUAUGUUUAAACUUGAUUCUAAUGAGUCAGUCUCAAACAACCACUUGCAUAUUUUAAUGUAAGAUAAAAAACAAAUAGUGACUGGAGAGUCGUAUUUCUACAGUUCUUCCAAACUACAAGUGAAUUGUAUGUAUAUUAUUAUAAUGUAUCCUUAUGUAACUAAAAAACUACUAAAACACUGUGUAGUAUGAAAUGGUUUUAAACCUUUUAGAUCUCAAAAACUUUUUACUGUUGUUCUUUUUUAUUUGUUUAAUGUUUUUGACAGCAAUGUGAUAUUUGUGCAUCAUUUGUAAACUGUAUGUUAUUUUUUACAAUGUAACCAAUAAAAGAAAAUUUAGUUUGA